AUGAUGAACCAGGUGGAACACGACAUGCUCAACUGCAGGGUGGGAGAUAACAAUGGCUUUGAGAAAGCAGGAAGUGUGUUGGUGGUCUUUUUCUGGUCUGUGGCAGUGGUACUGGGUCAGGAUGGCUGGAGUGUGACUUACACCCCUCAGAGAAUCUGUGCCUUGAGGGGGUCAACAGUUGAUCUGACCUGCUCUUACACAUAUCCCAGUGGUACAGUCACAAAAACCCUCUGGUUCACUGAAUGGGGGACUGGUGUAGAACCUGCAGAUAUAGGUCAGGACACAGAGUAUGCAGGUCGUCUGGAGUAUCAUGGGGAUAAGGAGAAAGACUGUACCCUGAGAAUCACAGACCUGAGAGAGAGUGACUCAGCUACGUACAGGUUCAGAUGUAUAACAGAUCAGGAAGGAGGGACAUAUACUGGCAAACUUGGAGUGAAUUUGUCUGUCACAGGUCUUCAGGUGAAGGUGACUGGUGGACAUCAGGAUAAGACACUGACCUGUAUCACCACCUGUACUCUGACUGACAACCCCACCAACAUCUGGUACAAGAACGGACAACAUCUAGAUGAGAGCACCUACCCCCAGUACAAAGACUCAGUCUCCAGCAACUAUGAAGACAGUUACUCCUGUGCUGUAAAAGGCCAUGAGGAUCUCCACUCUCCUGCAGUGUGUGUUCAGGGUCAGAGAUGCAGCAGAGUAACUUACACCAAGAGGAGAAUCUGUGUCUUGAAGGGGUCAACAGUGGACAUHUCCUGUACUUAUGUUGGUUAUUAUUACAUCACGUCAUCAUUCUGGUUUAGAAGUGAUAAGUCGACCCCUGAAGACCUAACCAGAGACCCAGGGUAUACAGGUCGUGUGGAGUACACUGGAACAUACGAAGAUCCCUUCGCCCUGAGAAUCACAGAUCUGAGAGAGGAGGACUCAGCUGAGUAUCGCUUCACUUUUAAAACUCACAACAUUGAAUGGGGUCAUAGUUUCCCAGGAACAACUCUGUCUGUCACAGGUCUGCUGGUGAAGGUGACUCCUGCUGCAGAGGGACAGAAGACACUGACCUGUAGCACCACCUGUACUCUGACUGACGACCCCAACCUCACCUACAUUUGGUACAAGAACGGACAACGUCUCGAUGAGCCCACUUCCCAACAAUACUCUAGUAAUACCCUAGUAGUGUUGGGUCAUUCUGUGGACAGUUACUCCUGUGCUGUAGAACACCAUGAGAACCUCCACUCUCCUGCAGUGUGUGAGUAUGAAUUAAUAUACUAUUCUACUUAG
Molecule: messenger RNA, 1272 nt
Organism: Salvelinus sp. IW2-2015
Lineage: Eukaryota; Metazoa; Chordata; Actinopteri; Salmoniformes; Salmonidae
Product: B-cell receptor CD22-like
Source: RefSeq, a predicted model, not a curated record